UUGCCUCCGCAGAGACGAAGAGAAGGUCAAUUAGUGUAAGCGUCGCCGCCUCCCUCCGUGUAGAGCAGGACGGCACCUGUGCUCCUCACAAGAUAGUAAGCUUGCUUGUACAACCUAACUAUACCUUCGGGGACGAGCCUUAUCACGGUCUAUCAGAAAAGGUGGAGGGCAGAGUGUUGAGGCUGGGAGAGUGGUGGUAGUCUGGGAGGCUCGCACACACCGCUGACAAUGGAGCCGUCUCAGGAUGGUACGUGUUCCGUCUCUGACACCGUCCCGGCCGUGACUGCCCCAGACCACACCCUCACCAAUGGUGACAGCGAAGGGUUGGAGACACGCGUCCGAGUGAGUGGGGUGCCCGUACAUGCGCGCCAGGAGGAGCUCGAGCGCAUCCUUCGCAGUGUGGGCGACGUGGAGAAGUGUGAGAAGUACGCCUCUAGGGAUGGUCACACCCAGGUGGUGCAUGUGACAUAUGAGACCAUGGAUGCAGCGAGGGAGGCAGCCCAGCGACUAAAUGGUUACAAUUUAGAAGGUGGCAUUCUUCGUGUGGACCGCUUAAUGGACCGAAGGCGUGGGCCGAGGGGUGCCAUGGGCGGUGGCCCAAUGAGCGGAGGUCGUAUGGCAGGGCCAGGAACCUCCUCGCCAUCUCAGCGACACACAGACUUUCCUCUUCGUAUCCUUGUUUUGAGCGAGAUGGUUGGAGCUAUAAUUGGCCGUCAAGGGUCCACAAUCAGGACAAUCACACAGCAGACCCGAGCCAGAGUAGAUGUUCACAGAAAGGAUAACGCUGGAUCGCUGGAGAAAGCCAUCACUAUUUAUGGCAACCCUGAGAAUUGCACUAAUGCCUGCAAACGAAUACUAGAGGUUAUGCAAGAGGAAGCUGAUAACACCAACAAGGGGAUUUUGGAAGACUUGCAAGAGGAGGCUGAAAACACAAGCAAGGGAGAGAUUCCCCUGAAGAUUCUUGCUCAUAACAACCUUAUUGGCCGUAUCAUUGGGAAAGGAGGAACUACUAUCAAGAAGAUCAUGGAUGAUACCAGUACCAAGAUUACUGUAUCCAGUAUCAAUGACAUCAACAGCUUCAACUUAGAAAGAAUCAUAACUAUAAAGGGUAACAUUGAAGAUAUAGCUAUGGCAGAGAAUAUGAUAAGUGCCCGCUUAAGGACAAGCUACGAGAGCGACUUGCAGGCCUUCGCUCCACAGAGUGCCAUGUUCCCAGGUUUACAUCCAAUGGCUAUGAUGUCAACGGUUGGGUUUGGUCUUCCGCGUGGUGGUAGUGGCAGUGCUGCUGGCAUGGGCAUGUAUGGAUCCUCGCCAACGUCAUACCCACCGCUCUAUCCAACACCUAUACCUGGCCAACAGGGUUCACAAGGCUCCGAGGUGUGCGAGGAAGUUGCGUUCCUCUACAUCCCCAACUCGGCAGUUGGUGCCAUCAUUGGCACAAAGGGAUCACACAUACGCAACAUAAUUCGGUUUAGUGGAGCAUCUGUGAAGAUAGCACCUUUAGAAGAAGAAGGACGACCCGCAGAACAAACUGAAAGAAAAGUUACCAUUGUAGGAACUCCAGAAGCUCAGUGGAAAGCACAGUUCUUGAUCUUUGAGAAGAUACGCGAAGAAGGUUAUGGUGUUGGAGUUGAGGAUGUGCGGUUAACUGUUGAGAUUGUUGUACCAUCUUCACAGGUUGGACGCAUAAUUGGUAAAGGAGGUCAGAAUGUACGUGAUCUUCAGCGUCAAACUGGUUCAGUAAUCAAGCUUCCCCAACAAGGAUCCACUACUUCAGAAGAAACUACCGUCCACAUCGUAGGCCCUUUCUUUUCUGUACAGUCAGCCCAACGUCGUAUCAGAGCAAUUAUCCAGAUGUCAUCAACCCCUAGCAGUGGGCGUAUUACCCGCGUACCAAUGACACCACGGAUGCAGUGAGGUCAUAGAGAUGACAUCGUAAACAAGUCCUGCCCACAUGCCAGCGUCACGCCCCAAGCAACAUACCAAAGAGACGGAGAUGUUGGAGCUUAGGAUUGACUGUGUGUGUCGGCGGCUUUCCUCACUUGACCUCGCUUGCUUGCUUGUUUUGCCUCUGGAGCCCAGGCUGGUUGACCUGAGCUUGAAACACAUCACAGAUCUCAGGGGGAUUGUCUGAAGUAGAUUAUUUGCAUUAUAGCUGUUGGAUUGAUUUGUGUUCAUGUACUGUACAUGUAGGGUCUUAUUUUGUUCAUUAUAGAAUGUGAUUUUGUUUACAGCAGAUAUGAAAUGCUUCUAGUGAUUGCCUUUCAAGAGACAUUCAGGUAAUACCUUUGUCGUUAUAUAAUGAGUGUGAUGUGCACUUGCACUGGUUGUCACCCAUCCUGGGCCCCAGACACGAGUUGUGACAAAGGUGCAUCAAGUAACAGAGAGCAUUGUGUUGUGUAGUACCCAGGCCACUUGGGCACAUUUGUGUGCAUGUAGGCAUGUGUGUGCAUACGGUAAAUGCACCUGAGGCUCCUGUGUUGAGUUCUGACCCCCUGUGUACACUUGUUGGCUGCACCAGUCAAUUUCGCGGCCAACAAAGACGAGUCAUUGGACACUAACAUAGCCUCUUGGCUUGUGUUGAAGUGGUGUUGUCUCCUCGUCUAGCUAGUGUGGGCACUGUUGAUAUCAGGGCUCCGCUGUUUAGUUAACUAGUACAAAAGUUUGUGGAAUAUAAUGGACCAUUGUUAUAAUAUGGUCUUUUUUUGUACGCAAAGUUAUAGCAAAGUUUAUUUUUGAUACAUUGUUGGAGCAAUUUUUUGUUAAAUUUUUUUUAAAGAAGGAAAAUAUAAUGUAGCAUGGAAAAUGCUAUAUAAAAAAAAAGCCUUGUCAGCACUCUCCACAAACCACCUCUCUCUUCAGGUCAGUAGAUCCUGGACUGACUCAUUUGGGGACUUGACGUGUGUUCAAGUCGCAACAUUCUCCACUACUCCAUAAAGGUUGACACCGUACCACAGUUCGACAAGGAAGUUAAAUAAACUAUUACAGGGGAUCAAAAUUCCAAACUCACAAAACAAAACAAUGUAUGCAAAACAGGAAAUGAUGUAUACUCUAUAAAAUGCCCACUGAUUUUGUAGUACCAUGAACAUUGAAAUACUUCACUCAGGUGACUCUUUAGAAGCUGAUUGGUGCAGCACAGGCAUGCCAUGUGCUGCACCCAUGACUGUGGGGUGGCGGCCCGGGGCGCACCCCACCUCCACCCCACCUGUGCUACCUCACUCCUACGCCAACCUUCAACCCCUAGCAUCUAAGUAAUUCCUCAUUCAUCUUUAAUGCCACAAUUCCUUCUACUGUUUGUGUUGUGUAAAGUUUUUUUUUUAAUGUUGAUAAAGCACCAAGAGAUACUAAUCAAUUCUGCAUUGUACUAAGGGGAAUGGUUGCAAUGUUUGCCUUUAUAAGGUAUGAGAUAUGAUCAGAACAAGAAUUAUUUGAUUAUUAUAUGAAUUCAUAUUGAUUUGGAUCACUGUUCUGUUAAAUACUAAAGAUAUGAUGAAUUUUAUGCAGAAUAAUUAUUUCCAGAUGAUGUGAUCAUGUUGCAUACCCAUUAUGUGUGGUAGACUCUUAGGUGUUUGCAUGAGUGUUAUUGGCUAUAGCUGUAUCUAAUUUUCAGUUAAUCAUUGAGGACUUGCUUGGAUGCUAUGGGGCUGAGACCUACUGCUGAUUGCCCCAUUAAAGAUAUUGGAAGUAUUAAGGAUGCAGUUAAAGGAAACUUGCAUAUGUGAAAAACUGGCUAAAUUGUGACUAUUGGUACGGCAGCAUUCUUACCGACUGUACGAAUGUUUGCUACAUCACGCUGUUUACACUUCCUGGUUACUGUUCAGUGACCAGUUAGCCUAAGAGGGAGUUACACCUGAUGGUGUACAAUAUCCCGCAGCAGUCAUUAGAAAUACUGGGUUGACAGAACCACAAGUGAACAUGUCUUAAGUUGCCUGCACUGUGCCCUUUCCCUUCCGUGCCUUCAGUGUUGGGCAGUAAGAAGGCCAGAAUUCUAAAACUUAACUUGAAAUCAGCUAAAGUUUAUUACAUAGAUUGGCUUUGAAAUGUGAUUGGCUGUGUUAAUUGUAAAUGUUGUUAGAACAAAUUAUUGGUUUACUACUAUCCUCUCCAAUACUGGUUUUAAGUUAGGUUUGAAGAUGCUGGCCAAAGCCUCGGCAGAUUAAUGUUGGUUGUAGGUGCGUUCCAUGUAGACGCUCUGUUUGAUUAUGGUUAUGAAAAAAUUCUAUUCUGCCUGUAUUCCCAAUAGACUGUAUGAUAUGAUUGGUGAUUAUGAUAUUUAAAUAUUGCAUCAGUAAGAAUCAAUUACUUAUUGCAACAGAAAUUUGAAGUCAUUUUGAAGUACUGUACUACCAUACUGUAUAUUUCAUUCAAAAUCGCCAAUGGUACCACAUUUGUCGUCUGAUUAUGAACAGCACUUGGUUUUGCGCUAGUGUAUGUAACAGUUUCCUCGCUGGAGAACCUUUCAGAUGACACAUUUUGAGCCCCUUUGCCUGAAUGCUAGUAGAAAAAUAUGGCAAGAUAUAAAAGUCUUAUACCAACCUGGUAAUCUGGAAAUUAUAAUCGCACAAUCACUUUCACACUUAGUCAUAUUUUAAACUUUCCUGUACAACCAAAUUGACAUAUUUUGUUUGUUCUGCAAGUAUUAAGGUAAACGGCUCUUUUCAUAGUACUCUUCAAGUUUGUUUAGCUGUUAUAUUUAGAUUAUGUAUGAGGACUUCUUACCCGCCAUGGUUCACUUCUUGGAAUUAGUUACGCAGCACUUAAACACUUGUGGGUGGAAAGAAAUAUGAUUAAAAUAUUUCAUCUGAAGGAUAAGAAUCUUGCUUCAUAUUAAUUAAUAUUUGGUUGAGUGCUCAGUGCUUACUUGCUUUUCCACAUAGUACACCAAUUUAUUAUUACUAUGUUUUAUUUUUUCCAAACAAAUUUCUUUUGUUGUCUUUCCUUUUCAGUCUUAUUACAUUUUAUAUAAUUAUUUGUUCACCUUCAUGCCUUUUCUUCUUUGUCUUUCUUAUAUUAUAUUUAUUUUGUUGACUCUUGAAUAUAAGGAAAAAAGGACAAAAGCCUUUUUUCUCCCGUUUUCUUUCCACUCGCUGGCGUAGGAAGGUAUUGCCAUUGCAGCCGUAACAUGCAUCAGGCUCUGCCCAGCAUACAUAGAGCUGCUUUUGCGAUGUCUCCUACUGUGGGUGGCAUUCACAAGUGGCGUGGGUGCAGGUAUGACUUGGGUUCCUGUAAUAUAAUGAGAGCUAUGUUUGUCCUUGCUAUACCUCUGCCCCGCCAAUCGUGUCAAUGCCAUGGUAAGGGUUCCAUUGUUCCAAGGUAUCCUCAACUGGCCCAUAAUGUUAUCAACAAUAUUUAACUCCUAUUUGGUUUCAAGAUACAUAGCUGUUGUUAUAAAUGAUUGAAAUCAUUGAGAUGAAUUAUUACCUCUAUUACAGUUUCUGAAGUGAUUAAAGUGCUGUCACUUGAGCAUUUCUUGUUCUUGGAACCAAAUGGAAGUCAAAUGCUUAUGAUUUUAAAAAGUUACACACAUGUAUUGCCUGGUGGCCAUGUAGUCCAGACUGUUGUCAUUUAGCCAUUUGUUAUUGGCAACUUUGGAUGGUGGCAUUCAGGUUGGUAGCUGUAACUGGGCCACUGGGGUUUGUUCCUCGAGACAGGCACUCAUAACUUCCUCAACCCAUUUUCCAAGGUGCCUCUGUGACUUCUCCAACUUCUUAUGCCCCCUCAACCUCCUAAAACCCUAAUAGUCAAUUGGUCUUGGGUUGAUCAGUGUUUAUUCAAUUGGCCACAUCUCUUCAGAACCUAUACUAGCUCUGUUCUGGAGGGUGCCUCUGUACAACAGGCCUGGUUCAUCUGCCCAGUCUGUGUUCCCUCCUAACCCAGCGGUGCAACCACAUCAGUGUACAAAGCAUCAAUUUCGCCUAUCCUGCACCUCCCACCGUGUGCCUCGCACCGCUGUUGCUGUUGAAGGAGGGGGCCUCGCCUAAGCCACUUCGUCACUACAAUCCUUGGCCAGCCUGGAGGGGCAUCCUUCCGCAUUAUGCUUCUGCAGUAACCAGUCAGUCUUCCCGAGUCUGAGCUUGAAUACCAGAUUCAGGUCCUGGCAUUACUAUUACCACUACAAUUACCAGUCCACCACCACCACAACUACUCCACAACUAUCACAUUUGGGUACCAGCCACUGCUUUUCCUCUACUGGUUCAAGUAAUAAACAAUUUCAGGUUAA
Molecule: messenger RNA, 6220 nt
Organism: Procambarus clarkii (red swamp crayfish)
Lineage: Eukaryota; Metazoa; Arthropoda; Malacostraca; Decapoda; Cambaridae
Gene: Imp
Product: IGF-II mRNA-binding protein
Biological process (GO): nervous system development; regulation of gene expression
Cellular component (GO): nucleus; cytoplasm; cytosol
Molecular function (GO): mRNA 3'-UTR binding
Source: RefSeq, a predicted model, not a curated record